Molecule: messenger RNA, 3786 nt
Organism: Thermochaetoides thermophila DSM 1495
Lineage: Eukaryota; Fungi; Ascomycota; Sordariomycetes; Sordariales; Chaetomiaceae
Exons: 3
Coding region: 1-3786 (1261 amino acids)
Biological process (GO): peptidyl-serine phosphorylation; autophagy
Cellular component (GO): cytoplasm
Molecular function (GO): protein serine/threonine kinase activity; protein binding; ATP binding
Source: RefSeq, a predicted model, not a curated record
AUGGAUCUGGAGAACAGCCAGGCCACCCAGGAAAAUGCCCUCGACCCACGGCGUCUGGGUGGCCAGAAUUCUGGGUUCUCGGACGAGGACAUCUCUGAUAUCAUAUGUCUUCUGCUCCCAUACUCAGAAGCAGCCCGCCGGCAGCUGCGGAAUAUCGCCGCAACCGAGAACGCCAACCGCAUCGUCGAGCGCGAAAAUGUCGGCCAGCUAGACCUCGACUACGCCCUGGAGGAAGACAUGCGCGAUAUCGCCCGUAUACAGCCUGUCCUUGGCGAGCACUACAUCGCCCUGAGAUUCUCGACGCCCGUAAAGGAUCCCCUCCAGGGAUUUACUUUUGGCCGCAACCCCACCCUCUGUGAUGUUUGUUUCCGCAACGACCCGCGCCGUCGCCUGAGCAAUGUGCACUUUCGCAUCUAUCUUAACGAGUUUGGCGUGCUGAUGCUGGAGGACUUGUCGACAAACGGAACCUCGGUCGACGAGGUUCUGCUAAAGAAGAAAGACAGCCCGGCAAGGGAGACAAAGCGGACGCUGCAGAGCGGCUCCAAAAUUCAAAUCUUUAUGCACCAAGACAGCAUGGACCUCGUCUUCAUUGUCCGCAUUCCCAUCCGUCAUGGCGCCUGUCAGGAGGCCUACGAGCGCAACUUGCAAGCGUACAUGGCCCAGCGCGAACGGCUGGCAAACGAGACAAUUGUGCCUGGGCCAGGGGGUCGUGUUGACAUUUUUAAGCCGGCAGCCCAGAAGAAUGGAGAGCGCAACGUCAACAAAGUUGUUGCUCGUCGAGAACAAGCUGACGGCAUGCCGGUUAAACAGCCCUCUCGCCUCCGCACAGAGGCCAUUCCGCGCCCCUGGAAUGGAUCUAACAAGUACAACCGGGUGUGCGAGAUUGGCCGAGGUGCUUUUGCCACUGUCUACAAAGUCACGCUGAAGCUCACUGGUCAUCCGUAUGCGGCCAAGGAGCUGGAUAAGCGCAGGUUCAUGAAGAACGGCGUUUUGGACCAGAAGGUCGAGAAUGAGAUGAAAAUCAUGCAGAAAGUCAAGCAUCCGCACAUCGUGAACUACAUCGAACACCUUGACUGGGAUGACCGGCUGCUCAUUAUCAUUAUGGACUUUGUUGGCGGCGGUGACCUUGGCAAGUUGAUUGCUGAGCAUGGCCCGCUCUCUGAACCUGCUACAAAGAUUAUGGCAAGGCAACUGCUGGAUGCCCUUGGCUAUCUUCACAGCAUGAAUAUCACUCACCGCGACGUGAAGCCGGACAACAUCCUUGUCCAGUCAUUCGACCCCUUCGUCGUGAAGCUGACAGACUUUGGCCUGUCCAAGAUGGUCGACAACGACCAGACCUUCCUCCGGACUUUCUGCGGCACCCUUCUGUAUUGUGCCCCUGAAGUCUACUCCGAAUAUGCCGAAUACGAUAACCAUGGCCGGCGCCAUCCCCGGAAUCGUCGGCUGCGCCCAGCCACUGGUCCGAGAUACCACAACGCGGUCGAUGUGUGGUCUCUAGGCGGCGUCUUGUUUUACGCCUUGACGAAGACACCGCCUUUCCCUGCAAGAAAUGGAGCAAGCCACUCCGAACUGCUGCAUCAGAUCAUGACGAAGCCGUUGAACGUUGAGCCGCUCAAGCAGGCUAACAUCUCAAAUGAAGGCAUUGAUUUCUUGAAGCGCAUGCUGAAUCGCCGUCCUGAGAAUCGAGCUACGAUUCCAGAGCUGUUGAAUCAUCCAUGGCUCGAGGGUGUGGCUCUUCCGCCUAUUGAUCAAGUGGCAGAUGAGGAGCUGCCCGCAAACGCGUCACAGCUGAGCCUCGAAGAUAAUGCGAAUGAGACGGAAGGAGCCGACGAUGUUGAGCUCCAGGUUCCGAGCGAUGAUGAAAUCAAUGAUGAGGACGACGAGGAGGUCGUCCGCCAGACCGACCAUGAAGAUGAGGGUGAGUCAGAAAAAGAAAACCAAACCCUCGGGCCUGCCAACGGCCGUCAACGUCGACUAUUUGGUGAAGUCAACCCUUCCGCAGUUGGCUCGUCCGGUGGCAUUCGGGCAGAACGACUGAACCUCCCUGUGACGGCUCCGAGCUCCGAGUCAUCAAGAGAAACAGAAGUUCUCGAGCGUCCUGCCGAAAUCAAAGACAGCUUCGAGUCUGACAGUGAUUCCACACCUCGUCAGCCGACUUCAAGGCUUCCUCCGGGUGCUGGGGGAAGUCGACGUGGGUCACUUCGUUCAAUCAACUCGAACGAGAGCAGAUCGGUUGAGGAGCUCAACAACAUGACUUUUGACGUGGCCUCGCAAAGUUUGGGCGGCGCUGAGUCAAUCCUCGGCAAUCUCAACAUGAAGUCACGCGCCGCCUCAGCUGCCCCAUCCCAUUCCAUCGGCGACGUAACCUCAAGCAAACGGAAGCCACCCUCGGAUCUUGGUGAAGAAGGGGAGGCUCAAGCUACGGAAUCCCGGCGUACCCUCAAGAGGCUGCGCUCUCAACCUGCCGCUCCCCCGGCCAUCCUCGACCUUCCAGUGGCCCCGGGAGAGUAUGAACUGCUUGUUCAGGUCCCAUGCAUCCGGAAUCACUCAUGUCGGCAGAUCGAUAAUCCUGUGCAUAAAUCUACGUUCUGGUCGGCCCGGGACAGAUCGACGUGGCAUCUUAACUACCCAGAAAUGACCCAGCUGCAGUUUGACGCUUUCAAUAUGGCAGCAGCAGCAAGGAAUGAGGAGUUUGGCCCAGGUAAAACUCCCCUUUGGAGCCUUGCCGUUAAGUACUUCCCGCCCACGAACCGUGAGCGUGUUGGAGAUAAGUCAAGGGUACCCCGCCGCCCCUUGGAUGACCUCAGGCUCCCGCCAACGGCUGGCCGGAAUGGCAUCUCUGAUGAUGUGCCAGAUACGCAGCGGUGCCAAGAUAUUCGCCCUCCCAUGCCCAUAUUCUCGGAACCUGGCCGGCCUGUGAUCGCAUGCCUUCAGUCAGCGGCUGUCUCCGCCAUCCAGGGCAUUUCGGUGCUGAUCACCGAAGCCAUGAUAUCAUGGGGUAGGGCCAUGAGCAACACUCGCUCCUACAUCCCCCGAACUGAAGGGAAAGUGCCCAAGAACGCGUUGAAGAUCCUCCUCUGGAAGCCCGGCUUCGACCCAGUGAAGAACUUCCGCCCGUGGAACCGCCAAGGCGAGGAUGAAGAGUCUCUGUAUUUCUACAUCGCUACCAAGGCAACGCAGGGCAUCUCGAUCAACGGCGUUCCCCUCCCGUCUUGGAAUCCCAAGGCGACCGACGAUGCCUGCCGAUACUGGAUGCGCCUGCACGACGGCGACCGUAUCACCGUCUGGCAAACCGCCGACGGCCUCACGCGCACCGAGCUCAUCUUCUGGUGCGGCUGGGGCGGCAGCUCAAAGCCGCGCGGCUCGGCGAGCGUCAACCGCCCGUGCCUCGUCGCCGACGACAUCGCCCAGCAGCUCGACGAGGUGUGCUACCGCGCUGAACGUAAGAUGCGCGGCUUGAGCGAGCACGACCUCAAGAUGGAGGAAGCCAAUCACGACCUGGAGGUCCGGCUAGCCCACAUCGAUGCCGAGCGCCAGCGUUCCCGCGACUUCGAAGUGCGUCGCCAGGAGGCUUGUCGUGCCCUGGGUGUUAACCCACAUCGUCGUCACAGCCCGCCUGUUGGCGUGGGCCUGACGAUCUGCAGCGCCGCCGCUGCUGCUGCAAAUGGUGAAGGGUCCUCUUCUGUUGCUGGGGGGUAUUCGUCGUAUAAUCGGACUGUGCCGGCACUCCGUCAUACCUCCCCUCCUACAGCGUCGGACUUGCUGAGGGCUGCCAGAGGAGGUUGA